Messenger RNA from Medioppia subpectinata, 288 nucleotides. Lineage: Eukaryota; Metazoa; Arthropoda; Arachnida; Sarcoptiformes; Oppiidae. The record is from the annotation of a GenBank genome assembly.
AUGAUUGCAAUUGGAGAGAAUGGGUCCGAUUUACACCACGCUGAUUAUCGACACGAUGUGCUCAUACCAUAUAUAGCUCGUACAAAAUAUACAUUUGAUGAGACAUACGGCCCGGAUAUGGAAGCAAUCAUACGUGGUAGGAUGACCAUCUAUGUACUGGGCUAUCAGUUGGUCACUGUACCCGUUAUGCUAUGGCACAUGUCGCCAGUGAUGACACAGUUUUGGGUCGGCACAGACAACUCAUUUCUAGGCACUGUAGCAACUAUUUUAAGUCGACUAUACGCUAUG